Molecule: messenger RNA, 1104 nt
Organism: Symbiodinium pilosum
Lineage: Eukaryota; Dinophyceae; Suessiales; Symbiodiniaceae
Source: the annotation of a GenBank genome assembly
AUGAUGGAGUCCGAGUGGCCUGGGAACUACCUGCCCAGUGCCUGCCGCGGCUGCGUCAUCGUCCAUCGAUCCCAUCCAGCAAUCGUUGGUAUCUUCCCUGUGCCGGAGGAGUCUGGCAGUGCUGAUGAUGCUUUCCAGUGGGACCCGAAAAGCAAGGUCUUCACAGUGGUUAAUGCCAGACGAUAUCCGUGCUUCACGUAUCUUACAUUCUUGGGCACCCAUGUCCGUGACCGGAACGGCCAGCCUUUUGAACUAGGCUUCACCAGGUCGGACGAAGGGGUGGAGGAGAUGGCCAUAACUUUCGUCGUCGUGGCCGACCCCAUGACUGCCGUGCGCCUCGGAAAGAUCGAGGCAGCGGCACUACCGUCCACGGGCUUCUUUGCCAUUGAACUGGAGCAGCUACAGGCCCCCUCUGUGCCGGCCGCCCUCCACAUCAAGGAGGACCCGGAGGGCUAUGCUUUUCCACUCCCCGAUGUGUCUGGACCGUACCUUUGUACCCAGGGCAUCGGAGGACACCUGACGCACUUUUUUCCAGAGAGUUACCAUGCUGUUGACCUUCGGUGUGCCACGCACACGCCUGUGCUAAGCAUUGGCGAUGGCAUAGUCAAGGACAUCGCGCAGACGCAUAAGUGUGGCGGCAUCCACGCCGCCAACCUGGCAAAGUGGAAUUCCAUCUCGGUUAUCUUAGAGUCCGGCAUCAUUGUGGAGUAUCUCCACACGCUGGCCGAAACGGCCCGCGUUGAGGUUGGCGAGGAGGUCCGGCGAGGACAGGUGCUCUGUGAAUCUGGCGACAUUGGCUUCGCGCCUGAGCCGCAUCUGCAUGUGGAGCUACACAGCGCGGCGGACCCAGACGGGCCUUCAUUGCCCCUGCAUUUCGGCAAGCAACGAUUUGUACCAACUGCCGGCCGCUGGUACAACUCCGCCGGCGAGGCGGAGGCGCCCCAAGAGGCUGCGCCCAUGCCGCCACCAGUCCUGCGGCUGGGCGGAGGCGGAGGCAUUGUCUCGAAGUCGCGGCGCCGGCUACAGCGGCUCGAGCGCCUGCGGCAGCGCGCCAGGACAGGUGGGGCGCGAGCCGCUCAGGCCGUCCAGAGAACCGGCGAAUAG